UAAACUAUUGAAUAUGGACCCAACUUUGUGUGGAAAUGAAAGGAAGUUGCAAGUGUUGGAACUUGAGGAGUGGCGUGUUCAUGCCUAUGAGAACACCAAGCUUUACAAGGAAAAAACGAAGCGCCUUCAUGAUGCUCAACUGAAAGGAGACAAGAUUUCCAACCGGGGGAACAGGUGCUCCCGUACAACUCUAGGCUCCGUUUGUUCCAUGGAAAGCUGAGAUCGAAAUGGUCGGGGCCGUACCUAGUAAACUGAGUGUUUCCAUAUGGGGUGGUGUAGAUUUCCCACUCGGAGCAAGGGACAUUUAAAGUGAAUGAACACCGCCUCAAACGUUACCUCGAAGGCGAGGUAAUGGCACAAAAGGAGGUGGUCCUCUUGCAAGAGUUAUAUUACGAAGGCUCCGUCUAGCUUAAGACGUUAAAGUAGCGCUUUUGGGGAGGUAACCUGAUAGACCAUUGAUUGCACAUGUUUUUACCCCUAUUCUUGAGCCUUUUGAGAUGUUGAUUCUCGUGUUUUAAGUCGAUUUUACGCAAGGUUGUGUGUUUAUGUCAUAUUUCAGGGCUUAGCGUUGGCAUCGAGGCGAAGAAAUGAGUUUCGGUUCGAAAGGAGAACGUUUGGGGUUGAAGUGUGUUGGAGGAGCAAAAUACCCGACCAUGGGCAGAAAUACCCGGUCGGGUAUUAAUCGGAGCAGACCGGGGAAAACCUGUUUUGGGCGUUUGAGAAGCAGAAGUGGGCCCGGGAAGUAAUCAUAAAUCCCCGGUCGGGUAUUCUUGACCCUGACAGGGGAUUAACCACCUGUCCCCGACGGUGCGUUCAGGUCUCCACCUAAAAUACCCGACCAGGUAUUCUGACCGGGGAUCGCGAACGCAGGCUGUUAAAAGCCUAUUUUGUUCGUUUUUGUGAGGGAGAGCUGGGUUUUGGAUCCCAAGCACUCAAGGGACGAACCAAAGAGAGAGAGGGCGAUUUGAGGGCAUUCUUGGAGUGGAAUUGGAUGAUUUUUUCGCCUUGGAAGCUCGAGGAACAAGCCCGGACUUGAAGACUGAUCAUCUGAAGAUUCUAACUGCAGUCUCUCUCUUCACUAUGGAGUAACUUCCCUUCACUUAGGUUUCGAGGAACCCUAGCUAUGUUUGUUUGAUUGGAUGAUUGUAUGAGUACUCUUACUUGAUAAUCUUGAGUUCAUAUUCAAUCUAUGCAUGUUUUCAUGAUUCAAUUCUGCUUUAGUUGAGAUUAUUGAUUUUGCUUUGAUCCUAUGAGAGCGAAUACCUGAUUAGGUCAAUAGAGCACCAUAGAUUGAUAGUAUUGGAUCGAUCGCUUUAGUCGAGGGUCGAUUCACUGCUUUGUAUUGACUGAGAACCUCUUUCGAUAGAGGGAGUCUAGUUUAGAAGGCCUUGAUUGGUUGUUUUAGAGAAGGAUACGUCCCUAUAGGCAAUUGACUCAAGAGGGCCUUGUUCCUUUAGUCGAGACUCAAGGUCUAGUCAAGGAUUCUCCACAUUGCGAAUGAAAGUGAAACAGGUUAGAGAUCAUCAAUCAUUAAUCUGGCUAGUGGCUGGGGGGAAUCAUACCUAAGUGAGUUCCCAACCUGUAAUUAGAUUAACUUUAACUAUAGUUUGUUAGAGUAGUUUUAGUUCUUCCAUCUUAAUAUGGUUUGCUAGAUAAUGAACUGAAGCCGAGUAAUAGUAACUCUAGAGACCCGUGGAUUCGAUAUUUAUUACUUAAGCCACUAUAUUGCAGUUCCUUUCAUUGGUUACACUUGGCCAUUGUUAGAAGUUGUGCCAUAGCGAGUCAAGUUUUUGGCGCCGUUGCCGGGGACUUUCUAGAUUAUUAGGAAAAGCAGAAGUUUGUUACUUUAGCGUUUUCUUUUCUUUUCCACCCUUGCUUUUCACUUGGGUGUUUUUGUUUUUGUUGGUGCAGAUCUGAAUCAUGGAUCCUCAUGGCUUCUCCAACCAUUGGGAGUAUCCACCACCGUCCGCGUGGUAGUACCCCGAGACUCCCUGGAGCAAUCAAGGAGGAGAAGACUAUGGAUUCGGGUUCCAGUACCAACCCCCUUACUACGGAGAACAAUCAGACCCCUGGGCAUAUGAAGAACAAUCCCUUUAUCAAGUAGAAUUUCUCUCACAACCCGAAGGGCCAUCGGAGCUGGAGUUACCCAUGGCAGCCUUCACGGGCCAUUCUGCAGAGCCAUGCCACACUCCACAACCAGAUCCAAACUAUGAAUUGAGGCUUCUCAUGGAGCAGUUUGCUCGAGAUAGUGAGAGAUCAUGGUCUAGGAUGGAUCUUUGUACCCAGGCCUUUCAUGAAACAGAGGAGAUCCUCCUGAGCAUUAAGAAGAGCGUCGAUGAUCUUGAGCGAUCUUAUGCACAACCUGCUCCAGAUCACCCUUCUGCUACCAUACUAGAAGAGGAGGAGGAAGAAGAAGGCUACGAGGACAUUGUGGAGCACACUAGAGUUGUCACGUAGAGCUCCCGUGAUAAUCAUGAUCAGGAAUGUCCUGUCAUAGCCGACCACACCUUCCCACAUCCCAAAAUGAGCUUUGAAGAGGCGGGCAUGAGUGAGGAGAUGCAAGAAGAUCUCAUGAAAAAAAUUUCUUGGAAACUUGCUCUCCAAUCCGUGCUAGAAGAAGAAGAGCGAGAAAGGGUGCAGAAAGAAGUUGUGGAGGAUGACGAAAGUGAAGCAGAAGGAUUUCUUGAUCAUUUCCUAGGGGUGAUACCACAUGAAGAAGGAAGGGAGGUUGCAUAAGCAAUUGGCGUCCAGAUUGAGGACGGAGUUGUGGUGGAAGAGGCUUGCACCGACCAUGAGUUACACGUGAUAUCUCCACCAAACUUCGAGGAAUUGUUUAGCAAGGACCCAUUUGCAAUGCCUCUUUGCUAGACCAAGGCCACGUCGACAUCGGUCCCUCUUGGUGAACGCGAUGGUGGUCAAUCGAUGCUGUCAUAUCUAGUUUGGGGCAAUGAGAUGAAAGAAGAGAAGAAGAGGUCUCGAGGGUGGAGACUUCAUCCGCAUCAAGUGCAUGAGCUUCCAUCACCUGUCAUACCACAUGCUCGUGACUUGAGACACCACCUCAUUGAUGAGAACCUCAACUUCAAGGAGGUUUUUCGGUGGACCGUAACUUAGGAGCCAUCGUCCGGCUCACGACGGGAAAGAAGCGCUUGUUGAGAGGCAACCCAACCAGUCGGUUUGCAGUUCUUUCUCUUUUUCUCAUCGCUUGAGUCAGUUUUGUUAUUUGAUUUUAGAGUCAAUAACUCAACCUUUGUGAGAUUUUUUGUGUGGUGUUUGUGUUCCGACUACUCUCUCCUCCUGGAAUACACCGCCUACCCCGUCCACCAUCAUUCACCCUUGAUCAAGUAACUUCGUUCUACCCUCCUUAUCUUUCCUCCAUUGAGGACAAUGUCGUGCUUAAGUGUGGGGGGAUGUUCAAUUAUGCAUGCGGGUGAAUGUUUGGCUGUUUGUGUGCUUGGAGCCUAGUCCACUGUCCAAAUUUUUAAAUUUGAGGGCUCCAAAUACGUAUCUCCAUGCAAAUUGCCUGCUCAGUAUGCUUUGAAUUGACAGUCUCUAUAGUAAUGUGCAACCUAGGGAGGUAGUGUAGCACUAUGGAGGAUGUUGAAGUAUAAGAUUUUUCCUAUCUAGCUCUCUGCUGUGCUAGUUGAUUUUGUGAAUUAGUGGAGCUAAGACUGUUGAAUUCAUGUGGUAAUGGUGACUCUAUUUGGAUUGUGUUAUGGACUCGUGUAUCGAACAAGGUGCUCAUGUGGAAAAUGAAAAGCAGUUGGUCCUCCAUAUCGAAAUCAUUGAAAUCUUAAACAUGGGGUAAGCCCAACGUGUGUGGCACCGUUCAUUGCACAAAAUCGGGUUUUGGAAUAGAUUUUAGUGAUCCUUAGUGGGGUACUCCUACAAGGUGAAGCUAAGCUAUCUCUAGUACAAGUAAAACUUCCACUCGUUGAACGUUUGCCUAGUCGAGGAUGUGUUUUUAAGGGUACGGAUAGAGCUUCCGACCCCCCUUAAUUUCAUUGACCCUCCACACGAGUUGAGGAAAAGGAGUUAAAAGAAGUACUCUAGCGAGCGCCAGAUGUACAUAAAUUACUCUUGCUCGACCAAUAAUGGUCGACCAUGCAAAAGACUGCAGUUGGAACCCCCACCAAGUGAAUGAAAAGAAAAAAAAGUAAAAUGAAAGUGAAAAAGGGGUUCCAACGGUGAAGUGAAGUGAAAGAGCACCCUGGUACAACGAGUCCUUGGUUGUAAAUGGUGUGAGUCCCUUUAUCCAUGAACUGACUGUCUUACUUCUACUUCUUCUCAUGAUCCUAGCUUGAGUCUAGUACUCGCAUUGAGAGAGAUAGGAAACGUCUUAGAAGACCAGUUGACUUCGUAAGCUGCUAUAUGAUCUAGGAAAUCCUCUACUGACGAUCAGGCUUGUUUGUCGCUAUAGAGGUCUGGAGAGUUGCAUUGGUUUGAGUUAAGGUUGCUUGGGGACAAGCAAACGGUUAAGUGUGGGGGAGUUUAAUAGACCAUUGAUUGCACAUGUUUUUACCCCUAUUCUUGAGCCGUUUGAGAUGUUGAUUCUCGUGUUUUAAGCCGAUUUCACGCUAGGUUGUGCGUUUAUGUCAUAUUUCAGGACUUAGCGUUGGCAUCGAGGCGAGGAAACGAGUUUCGGGUCGAAAGGAUCACGUUGGGGGGUUGAAGUGUGUUGGAGGAGCAAAAUACCCAGCCGUGGGCAGAAAUACCCGGCCGGGUAUUAAUCGGAGCAGACCGGGGAAAACCUGUUUUGGGCGUUUGAGAAGCAGAAGGGGGCACGGGCAUUAAUCAUAAAUCCCCGGUCGAGUAUUCUUGACCCUGACGGGGGAUUAACCACCUGUCCCCGACGGUGCGUUUUGAGAAUACCCGGUCUCCACCUAAAAUACCCGACCGGGUAUUCUGACCGGGGAUCGCGAACGUAGGCUGUUAAAAGCCUGUUAUGUGCGUUUUUUAGAGGGAGAGCUGGGUUUUGGAUCCCAAACACUCAAGGGACGAACCAAAGGGAGAGAUGGCAAUUUGAGGGCAUUCUUGGAGUGGAAUUGGAGGAUUACUUCGCCUUGGAAGUUCGAGGAACAAGCCCGGACUUGAAGACUGAUCAUCUGAAGAUUCUUACUGCAGUUUCUCUCUUCUCUAUGGAGUAACUUCCCUUCACUUAGGUUUUGAGGAACCCUAGCUAUGUUUGUUUGAUUGGAUGAUUGUAUGAGUACUCUUACUUGAUAAUCUUGAGUUCAUAUUCAAUAUAUGCAUGUUUUUAUGAUUCAAUUAUGCUUUAGUCGAGAUUUUUGAUUUUGCUUUGAUCCUAUGAGAGCGAAUACCUGAUUAGGUCAAUAGAGCACCAUAGAUUGAUAGUAUUGGAUCGAUUGCUUUAGUCGAGGGUUGAUUCACUGCUUUGUAUCGAUUGAGAACCUCUUUUGAUAGAGGGAGUAUAGUUUAGAACGCCUUGAUCGGUUGUUCUAGAGAAGGAUAUGUCCCUCUAGGCAACUGACUCAAGAGGGACUUGUUCCUAUGGUCGAGACUCAAGGUCUAGUCAAGGAUUCUCCGCAUUGUGAAUAAAAGCGAAACAGGUUA
Linum trigynum is the source of this 5571-nucleotide messenger RNA. The record is from the annotation of a GenBank genome assembly. NCBI's taxonomy places the organism in Eukaryota, Viridiplantae, Streptophyta, Magnoliopsida, Malpighiales, Linaceae.